Branchiostoma floridae (Florida lancelet) is the source of this 3806-nucleotide messenger RNA. RefSeq lists its product as uncharacterized. The record is from RefSeq and is a predicted model, not a curated record. The transcript has 23 exons. Bases 94 to 3705 code for a protein of 1203 amino acids. Lineage: Eukaryota; Metazoa; Chordata; Leptocardii; Amphioxiformes; Branchiostomatidae. Gene Ontology annotation, molecular function: protein binding.
GUGAUCUCAUGUGGGUUGUCAAACCACUGACCACUCAGAACUGGACUGCACAACAACAGAGACGGGUCAGCCUCUAAGGCUUCUAUAGGAGGAAUGAUGUUGUGUCUGACAGUUUUGCUGGGUGUGUUGGCUUUGUCAGAAGCACGACCGGAUGCCCUGAGUGAGUUCACUAAGAGAAGUGACCGCAGGAUCUCCGGACACGACACCAGGACGUACUGCGGCAUAAGUGUGGAGCAGUGCGCCGGGCGGUGUCACACGGACUCCGACUACAACUGUCGCUCCUUCGAGCACGACGGAAGCUGCUGCCGAACGAGCGAGUCCAACACAGAGACCGACCCGAGCCAUUACGAGGUACGAAGCGGUACUGACUACUACGAGCUGAAGCCGGGGGCGUGGCUGGAUUACUAUACGGAGUUCAAAAACCACCGCCUCCAGGACUCAGCCAAUCAGGUCCUGUGUAACCUCAAGCCUGACGACUGUGGACGGAAGUGCAUGCAAGCAACGUUUCAAUGCAGGUCCUUCUACUUUGAUCGUUCCUUUGGUUGCUGCUACUUGAGCGACAAGACGCGAUCUUCGGGCUCCUACGUCUCCUCCAGCUCGCACGACUACCACGAGGUGAAAUCUGGCGCAUUGUCCGACUACUUCGAGGUCCAGAGGAGUCACCAACUCGCCAACAACAAUGACCUGGUGUUGUGCAGCGUCAGUGUGGACGACUGUCAGCAACGGUGUCUUCAGGAAACCUCCUUCUCCUGCAAGUCUUUCGACUUCACUCACUCGUGGGGAUGUUGUUAUUUGAGCUCGUCUGACCGAACAACUGCAUCCUCGAGUUAUCAGUCCGCCAGCGGAAUUGACUACUACCAAGUCAAGACAGGCUACCGUUGGCGAACUGACGGGAGAUGUGGACACGGGUACUCGGCAGAUUUGGCGACCCCUGCCGAGUGUAACCCCGAUGGAGACUACUGCUGCGUGAACACCAGGUGUCAGACGGGCACAUGCAGCAGCGGGGCCGAUUAUCGUGGUUGGAACAGAUGCGGCGAGCGAGAGUGCACGUGCUCCUCUAGCGACAAGAGAGUGAGCUGCAACAGCCGCUCUCUGACCUCCGUGGACUUCUUCGUCCCCAGAAGCACAAGAUAUCUAGAUCUGAGUUCUAACGACCUCCAUGGACUUCCAGUGGCCACACUAGCCGGCCUCAACGAGCUCAACACAUUAGACUUGUCCAAUAACCACAUCAGCACCUUGCCCUACGGAAUCAUGGAAGACCUCAGCAGCCUUCAGACAUUGAAGCUAAAUGGCAACACGUUCAGUAACUUCGACAUGGGGAUCGUUCUGAACAUACCCAACUUGAGGAACUUCUACCUGUCGUCGAGCACCCUCGUCCGCUUCACGUGGACCUACCAGCCGGAGACUGUCCCGGGCGUAUCCUGCCCUUCCUCCAACUGUUACUCCGCCUGCGGGGACCCGAGCUACCUGAACGGGCCCCAGGACUGGAGCAGGCUGCAGGCACACCUCGUCAUCAAGAAACUCUACUUCGACUUGUCGGAGCUGUUUUAUUACGUCAGUGACGUCACGCAGUCGGUCACCAUCUAUGCCGACACGGUGGUGACGUCAGUGGGUGUUAGCUUCAACUUCGCGUUGACCAUAAACGCACGCCAGUUCUGGACGGACGACGGCUACUUGUCCUUCAGCCUCCCGAGCGGUCAGCACUCCGGACCCAUGGUCAGCUGUGGCCUACUGGACGACAACUGGCGGCAGAUCAACAUCAAAAUCGGAGACCGUCUGAAGGUGAACCUGGUAACGAACGAGUCUUACGCGAUGCCAUACCCGUGUAGCCAGACGUCCAACUCCGCCCUGACGGUCCAAGCCGACAAGGACGUGCUGGGUCUGGCUGUCCAGUGUGCCCGCAUCCUGGCCGAUAGCCACGACCUGAGCGACCCGCGGAGCCUGCCCCUGACCAUGGUGGACUGGACCAUUGUGCAGGCCCGCAGGGGUGGAGCUAUAGGUGCCGUGCAUCAUGACGCCAUCCAGGCAAGGUCGGAGCUCAAGUUGGCGGGUGCCGGAUACCAUUACGUGCCGUACAUGUCUAUGGCUGUGUACCAGAACAUGCUCAGUAACUACUACAGCCAGAUCAACGUGUACCGGCAGGAGUAUAACCGUCUGAUGGACAGGACCCAGUCCAUCAACGUGCGGCUGGAGGCGGCACGGGCCCUGCUGGCACGUGUCGAUGACGUCACGUACCUACAGGAACAGGACCUGGCUGAUCUGGAGCAGGAGAUUGAGCGCACCAAACAAACCAGGGUGGACAUGAAGGCUCGCUUUGAGGAGUCAAAGGUGGAUCUUGACAGUGCACGACGAGACUUUGAGGAUGGGAUCGAACAGUACAAGCAAGAACAAGCCGCGAAGGCCGCCUUUGGCUUCCUCAGGGCCAUCUUAUCAAUCUUCACGUUAGGUGCUCAACCCCCCGAGGACGACUCAGUCGAGGACAUACAAGAGCUGAUCGGUGCAGUGGUCGACAUUGCCAACACCAUCCAAGAGCUGUCGGGCCUGUUUGACGAUCUUGCCGACUUCGACGCACUUCUCGACGAAACCAUGGCGGCAGUUGAAGACUUGGCGCUAGCGGAGUACGAGAACUACAUCCUGGAUGUCCAACAUGCCGCAGACCUGCACGUGUCGCUGGUGGAGUGGGGGAACCUGAAGGUCGCCGCUGAUGUGCUGCUCGGUCACGGCAACGUGCAGAAGAUCAGGGGCUCCGGGAAGUACCGCCGGGCGCUGUCGGACACUAGCCAAUGGGGGAAGGCCGUGAGUGAGCAGACCAUCGCGCUGGCGCAGAUGAUGGUGCAGUACCAGAGCGGGCAGCGGUGGCUGAAGGCGUCUGAGCGGGAGAGGGACCGCAUCCAGGCGCAGAUCUCUCUGGACGAAAGUCGUCGGGAGAUCAGUCUCGAGACAGAAGCUGCGGCCGGGAUGCAAGCCUUCCAGGUCAAACUUGGCAUGAACAACAUCCUGUUGGACUACUGUGGAUCGUACUUCUACUUCCAGUUCCGGCAGUGCGGCAGUAGCUACAGACCCAGCCUCAGUGACGACAUGCUCACUCUGCUCCAAAAGAUCAACAAUGCCAACCGUGAUGCCCAGGCCAGCUUAGGCAGUUUCACCAGAGUACCACAACCCUUUGACGAUAUCCAGAUCCAUCUGUCUGACUCGAUCAACGCAGAUGACUGCCAGGGUAUCGACAGCUGCCCCAUCGACCAGCUGAAAGAGACUGGUUCCCUCAGCUUCACCUUGGACCUGAGUAACCCCACCUUCAGCGGGUGGGACCGUGUGAGAAUUGAGCGAGUCCGGGCAUAUAUCAGAGGGGCCGACAACACCGGCAGCCACCUGCGCGUUUCCAUCAGCAACAGCGGGGAGUUUCUGGAUCGGUACCAGGGCACGGACUACGAGUUCGCCAGCCUGCCUGUCAAGAGGAGGUUUGAGUACAACCCUAAUGGUCUUCCUGGAAGUGACAUCAUCGUGGAUGGUGAAGUCCACCAGAGUUUCACAGGUUACUUCUUCCAGACCACUCCCUUCACCACCUGGAUCAUCCAGCUCCAGCCCAGUCUGAACCCAGGCCUGGACCUCAGCGGGGUCACACGUGUCGAGAUCCACUUCAAGGGCAGCGUGGUGACAAACUACAGGGGAGUGGAGGUCCCCAAAAGCCUGGUCAUAAACCUGUGAGGCUAGAACUCACACCCAAGCAGGGCUGACAGAAGAUUAAGAUUGAUGUGAAAGAAAAUAAGCCAUUAUGAUAUCUUGAUAUUACACUCAUAUGGACAUAA